UUGUUGUAUGGGGAUAAUUACCUCAUUUCGGCACCGUUUAAAAGCCUUGACGCUGUUUAAUUACCCUUCUUGUGUAUAUUUGCCCUCAAAACCUGUUCCAGUAUUCUUUUGGUAGUCUCUUGGGACACAACGUUACGCUAGAUCUCCUGGAAUGUAGUGUUCAGCUGGUUAAUCUUUAAAAUCGUUUCACUCGCGAGUCGUGUUCCUUCGUCACGAUAGUGACCUCACGGUAACAUAAUCGCAUCACUGCAUCACAGCAUGAGCUAAGAUCGUCUGAAGUAUUUCACGGAUUUCUCAGAAGUUACGUGAUCGAGUAGUUAGAUCAAUCGACUACUAGAGCGGCGGUAUUCAAAACAACCUUGUAACGAAGCUGCUUAGGUUUUCCGGCGCAGUAUUUACAAGCGACUUUGAGGCCUGUUUCAUAGGUGAAGGGACGCGAAGAGCGUGGGUGAUAAAUCGAAGGGGAAAAACGAGGAGACAUGUCUUUUAAAUUCAAUAAAAAGGCCGUGGUAACUGGCGUGAGCUCAGUAGAAGCAGACAAGUUCUUAGUGUACGCCCAAACAGUGAAGAAAGUCUCAUCAGAAAAUAGCUGUGCGCUGGACAGGAAUAUUUUUUGUGUCGACGUUGGGGCGGCGGCAUUAAAAAAACAAUCGAAAAAGGAACGAAAAUGGUUAGAAGAGGAAUUGGAAAAUGCUAAAAUAACUGCUGGGGUCAUUAUAACGGUGAACGGAAAAGAGAGAUACGUCAAGACAGAGGUGGAGAAUAUAGAUCACCUGAGACUACUCUGUUCUCAAGCUUUCCAGCUAUUCUGUCCAGCUUUUGGGUCAGUUUCAGACAACGAGAUCUUCAACACAUCAUAUCCAACGGCCUCAAUUGACCAGGCGCGCCGUCUGGUGUGUGCAGAACAGCCGGUACCCAAUUUACGCUGGGUGCAGUGUAAAAACGUUUCAUUAACUUAUAAUCAAACCAAGGGUAUUAAAGAAGCCACCCUUUUGGCUGUUGACAUCGUCCAUAUGGAGCGCGCCGGAAAACUGGUCUCAACUUCGGUUCAACAAACUGUCACCGCUAAGCUUAACUGCAAAACGUUCUUAUCAAAAGUGGACCCUAAAAGUCCCGGCCCCUUUAGUUUUAGCCCCGCUCUUGCCUUGGUAAAGAUGGUGGACGAGGAUGUACCCGCCCCACAACCCCGAUCGUGGGCAGAGAUUGAAACUCUUCUCAUCCAUUAACUAACUGACUUUUUGUUUAAGGGGGGAGGGGGAAAGGCGCACCUGUUGACGUGAAUAAGAAAAAUGGCACAAAAAUUGGUGCAGUUUCAUUAUAAAUAUCUUAAAUUUUGUGAAAACGGCGUCCUUCCAAAAUUCCAAAUUCCAAGUAUUUUGUGCAUUUUGACCUAAUUUCUUUGAUUUACCAUCUCAAUCUCAAAAUGUAUCUCACUUUUCCGGUAUAUUGAACGUAAUUCAUUUUAUACUUGGUGAACAUUUUUAAAACAAUGGAGGAAAAGUGUGAUUAACUAAUCAAAUAAAGUGACAUAACUUAAAUUUUGACCCAAAUGUCCCUUUGUUCAAAGGGGAUUCCCACCAACAUACCAGAUUCAUUUACGCCGGUGAACCGCUGAGAAAACACGUACAGUGUUCACUUGAUGAGUCAAGAAGGCUUGCACACACAAAUGUAAAUACCUCUUACUAACCGAGUUUGAGGUCCGUUUUGUAAGUUAAGGACCGAUUUUUUUUCCGGUCUAAUUUAUCCCUCAAGAGCGGUGUCGCUUAAUGCAGGUUCGAAUGUAAGUUUGGGAAAUUUUGAACGUCGCUGUCUGUAAGCGAUACGAAUUUUUCCGUGUUUUUUUAGCGGCCAUAAUCCCAGAAAAUUCGACAAACGAAAGCUUUCAACCUGACCGAAUGGCGCGAAAGGCGAGUGACGUGUCAGCAGCUGAUUGGCGAUACCA
This is a messenger RNA of Pocillopora verrucosa, 1942 nucleotides long. RefSeq lists its product as uncharacterized. The record is from RefSeq and is a predicted model, not a curated record. Lineage: Eukaryota; Metazoa; Cnidaria; Anthozoa; Scleractinia; Pocilloporidae.